AUGAGGAAGUGGUAUAAGAAGAAAUAUAUCAUCCAUCUUAAAUUGAACAUAAUUAGGGACAUAUUACAAGGUAGGAUGUCCGAACUUAGUUUUUCAAGUUUUAGUAACUCCAUGAAGAUGAAGGCAGAUGUUCUUCUUCAUGUAUUUCGGAGAACACAUCAGAAGAAAGUUCAGAAGCUCAGAGAUAUCGCUUGGGCUCAUAAGGAGUCCCUUCAAGACACUAAAGUUAGAUUUCAUCCUAGAGUCCUAAAUUUGUCCCAGACUGUCUUUAAUGAAGAUGAAAAUCGGCUUUUGAACAUGGGUCUUAGAUUUUCUAUGGCCAUUUUUAACAAAUCAAAAAUAGUUGAGAACCUGAUCAUUGCAAUUGAAACCUUGUUCAGAACUUACAGAUUCCAGAAUUUGUUUCCCCUCAGAAAUAACGUCAUUUCGGUAUUGAGCAGAUUCAAGAGAUCCAAUUUCCUGAGACCCAACAAUCUAAGAGGUUUUAAUGCUUCACUUAGGUCAAUUAAAGAAAAGAUCUCAGCAAACAAUCUGCUGGUUUCGAAAGCAGAUAAGGGAAAUUGCGUGGUGAUCAUGAAUAAGGAGGAUUACAUUCAGAAGUCUGUUUAUAGCAUAAAAAAUUCUUCAGAACUCAUAAAUAAGAUCAUAGAUGUUAGGUUGGACGAUAAUACUUUGAUGGCCUCUUUCGAUGUGAAAAAUUUGUUUACCACAGUUCCCUUACCACAAACUCUGCAAGUAUUUAAGAACCUUUUGAUUCAAUCAGAAUUAUCAGACGAGAUUUGCAAUGCUGUUUAUGGACUUACUAAGUUAUGUUUGGACCAGAACUUCUUUGUGUUUGAUGGCAAAAUUUACUCGCAGGAAGAUGGUCUCAGUAUAGGAAAUGGCUUAUCACCUUUAUAUGUGGAUGAUAUUAUUAUUGCCUUUGAUGGAAGCCGGGAGGAACUCUUGGAGUUGCUGAAUUGGAUUAACAGCCUCCAUAAUAACAUUGAGUUCACCCUUGAGGUCGAAGAAGAUAAGAGCCUGAACUUUUUGGACUUGACCAUCCAUAGGACUAACCAGGGUCUUGCCUUUGACAUUUUUAGAAAACUUACUCAGACAGAUCACUCUAUAGAUAAUCUUUCGUGCCAUCAAUUGGGACAUAAGCUCUCUGCUUUUAGGGCCUACAUUAAUCGGAUGUUCAAGUCCCCAUUGGACAGUGAUAGGUUCUCGGACGAGGUGGCGGUUCUCAAGCAUAUAUCAGCGCAAAAUGGUUACGAACCAGCCAUAAUAGACGAAUUGAUCACCAAGCACCAAAAUAAAAUGGAAAUCGACCAACUGCAUUCUUCAGAAAAUCGUUCCACAACUUUAGAUAAGAAAUAUAUUAGCAUCUAUGGUAACAUCUCCCUUAAGAUAGGCAACUUGUUUAGACAGUAUAGUGAUUUGCAGAUCUCCUUUAGAUCCACUAAUACAUUGGGACAACUUUUAUCACAUAACAAAGAUCCAGUCCAUUUUUUGAACAAGUCAGGGGUUUAUAGAUUGAAAUGUGGAGAUUGCAACACUCUGUACGUUGGUAGAAGUGGUAGAAGUAUAAUUUCUAGAAUUAAUGAACACCUCACAAGCUUUAGAGUAGAUAACAACAACAAGUCUGCAUUUGGCGUACACCUUAGAGUUCAGAGCCAUAACUUUAAUAAAGAAGAAGAUGUAAAGUUGCUCCACAAUUGA
Molecule: messenger RNA, 1701 nt
Organism: Coccinella septempunctata (seven-spotted ladybird)
Lineage: Eukaryota; Metazoa; Arthropoda; Insecta; Coleoptera; Coccinellidae
Exons: 3
Coding region: 1-1701 (566 amino acids)
Source: RefSeq, a predicted model, not a curated record